UAACUUCAGUCGCCAAUAGAGGCCGACACAUCAGGCACACGGAGUCUCGCGGGUGGUACAGCGGGUCGCGACCCUCCACUAAAAUAUCAUUGGCAAUAAGCUACUCCAUUUCUAUAAAUUAAACGUGACUUCUUAAUCGCCAGUUUCAAGAAGAUAUCGAAAUAGGCGGUAAACUCAUCAAGGAAGGAAUGAUGACAUAGAAAUUUUACAAUUCAAUCAUUGUUUUGUCCUUAACAACAAAUUAUUUAGUCAACAAUGGAGACUAACAACGUUAACCGGGCUCAAACGGAAAUACGACCUCCAGUUUCCGGCGUUGCAGGGCCCGAAUUGCCUGGGCCUGCACAGUUUCCACCCCGUCCUCCACUGAACCGAGCCGAUUCCCGAUCAGCCUUUCCACCAGCUUCACUGAGACCUGCCGCUCAACCUCAGCUUCAACAAAGGCCUCAAUUUCAACCUGGUGGACCAGUUGCAGGUCCACCCCAGUUUGCUCCCAGGCCUGGUUCUCUACCUACACGUGGUACAGUGCCUCCUGGUCCGCAGCAAAUUCGAACACAACAACCGCUGCGUCCUUCUGGUCCUCAAUCAUUUGCGCCUCAGCUGGGUCCCAGACCGCUUCAGUCAUCUGCACCAGUUCAGCCAUCGCUAAGAGGCCUGCCACCUACUAAUCUACAGUUUGGCCCUAGACCUACACCACAGAUUGCCGGUGCCAUCACGCCCGACGGUGCCAAGCUCCCCCCACAAUUACCACAACAAUCUAAUAACGGCAUACCUAAAAACGGAACAUUUCAGAACCCUGUUACUGGGCCACUUUCACGCCAGUCGUCUCAAGGUUCUUUAAAAGGCCUAGAUAUUUCAAACUCAAUUCAAAAUAAAACAGCAAAUCUGGAUAACCAAGGUAUAAUCACAAACCCAAAUGACAAUAACCCAGAAAAUGGCACAGAUGCGCUGGGUCCGAAAGGAAGAAGUUACAGUAUUGCAGCAGCUCCCGGAGCGCCGAGCCCACUCAAGAUUGAAGAUGACCGGAGAAAAUCUGUUAGUUCUAUUGGAGGCACAUCACUGGACUAUGUCAGUCGAAGUUCCGGUCUUGGGCUAAUACAAGAAGGAAAGUUUGACAGUCAAGAAAAUGUACGUAGUUCAGUAGGCAACAUAAAACCUGGAUUAGCUAACGAUCCUAAAGAUAUGAUCGAGCGACCGGAGUCACGAAUUUCCGGAUCAAAAAUGGCCGACUCAUUUAUAGGUUCACUACCGACUGCAAUACCGAAAAAGAAGUUAGAUGAUGACGAUGAUGUAGUUUUGCAAAACAAUAUAACACCUGCUAAAAAUGUUUCGGAAAAUAUUACAAAUCAGACCAGAACUGAUCCAUUUGAUCGUUCUCCAUCUUUGACACGCAGUGAUGAUUCAACAGAACUGAAGCAAAAGAGUAGCCCAAGUCCAGUAAUAUCCAAUAAAUCCCAAAAUGUUACUCCAGAACCACAGCGAGUAGAGACAAAACCAGAAGCGCGAUUUGAGCAAAGCAGAGAAGCAAAACCCGUAGUAACACCGGCACCAAAAACUAAAUCUCCCAUUCUGGAUGCAAAGCCUCCUUUGGCUAUACACAAGCCCACAGAACUAAAUAUGACAUCAGCUGCACCAGACUCCAAAAAAUCUAUCACACCUAAAAGAAUAGCUUCUGCUCCUAAAUCACGUCCUAAAGAUGGUGACAACGACAGUGGUGUGGAUGAAUCUACCCAAGGAAAUGAUCUCAACGGAUCUCCUGGGUCUCCGAACAAGAAAAAUGCGAGCAAGUUACCUACUAAAGAAAAAUCAAGCAGCAGUCUUAAGCCAAGUCUUUCGCGGUCAUCCAGCAAAAGUGCGACGGCCAAAACACCUGAAAACCCACAACCUACUGAAAAAAAGAAAGUACCUAUGAACAAGAUCCAAGUGGGAAAUGCUCCAUCGCCAAAUAUUAAAACAGUUAAAUCAAAGAUUGGAUCUUUGGACAACGCGACGUACAAGCCUGGCGGGGGUAAAGUCAAGAUAGAAAACAGAAAGCUCGAAUUCAAAGCGGCUCCUAGAAUUGCUGCUAAGAAUGAAACUUAUACUCCAAGCGGCGGAACUAAGAAGAUUACGACUACAAAAUUGGAGUGGAACGCUAAGUCGAAGAUUGGAUCCCUAGAAAAUGCUGCUUACAAGCCAGGCGGUGGAGAUAAGAAAAUUGAAACUGUGAAACUGGACUUCAAGGAUAAAGCCAAGCCUAAGGUUUCAUCUACAGUAAACAUAACUCACAAACCUGGGGGCGGUGCCGUUAAGCCGACAGUCAUAGCUAAGAAAGGGACGAGAGGAGAUCACUAUUAUAUGUCCGUGCAUGAGUGGUCGGGGGAGCCGCGGCCGCUGAUGCGCUGCCGGUCGGCGCGCGCGCCGCGCACGCCCCGCACUCCGCGCGCUCUCUCCCCUCGCAAGCACGCCGAAGACUACGAGGACGAGGACCGUAUCAUAAGGAACAACGAGAGGAACAGGCGUGCUUCCUUGGCGCGCCCAGCUAGCGCCAGAGCUCCGAUGCGCUCGGCCUGUGCGCGCCAGACAUCACUAGCGCAGCGCCCCGCGUUCACGGUUUAUUAAGAUUCUCAUAUAUGACGUUUUGUUCUCCUAAUAGAAUGAUUGACAAUUCCAAAAUGUGACUACCAAAUGUAACCCACGAAAAGGUAGAUUUUUGGGUAUCAAAUGAAUUCAUAAGUGCGAGCCCAUCCGUAGAACUCCUUUAUGAAAAGGAAUAUCCCUAUAUCAUUCUACUAAAAAAACAAAACAAAGAGCAUUGGGCCAUAUUAUAUUCGAGCGGCACUUAGCACAACCUUAAAACGUCAAAUAAGGGGCUAAGGAGCAUCUAGUCACAUUUUAUACCUACUUGCGUGUUUUUGCUUGACACUUAAGAAGAUAUAUGUUGUAGAACACGUAGCUCGUAGCAAGCCUUCUGAUUCAGUUUUAAGGAUGGAGCGAUUUUACAAAAAUGUGAUUUGCGAGUUAGCUGCCGAAGUGACUAAGCUAAGCGAGCAAUAUUACUGGUAGGUAUUGUUAAAGGGGAAUGAGACCGUGCUAUGCUGCUAUGCAUACCCCUUUUAUACGCAUUGUUCGCUUACUAACUUUUGCAACUAACUGUGGAUACCCGAGGUGGAUUGGAGAUGAAUUAUAAUAAUUAGAAAUAGCAACUCCUCAUCAUGUAGAUUUUAUGUCUUAGAUUUUAAGAAUCACAUUUCCGUCCAUUUUCCAAAUUUUUAAUGAAGAAAUUUAUAACUGAACGCAAUGGUAAGGACCAUUAAUAUUUUCAAUUAAAUAGAUAAACAAAAUUAUAACUGUGGAUCAGUACCUACUUUUUAAAUGAAAAGUUUUUAUGGCAACCGACUACCGAGAUCAAACAUAUUAUUGAUCAAAAUCAAUUAAUUCAAGGAUAAAAAAAGAAAUACAUAGUUUUUCUUAUUCCUGUGACUACCGUACCGUACCUUCUUUCUUUCUGUAUUCUUUGUAAUGUUUUCUGUAAUGAGGUGUGCAAUAAAGAUUAAAGAGUAUUUUGUAUUGUAUUGUACCGUAAAACAUAUUAUCAGUCCUGAUAAAAAUUUGAGUAGGAAUUCAAGUGUUCCUAAUUUCACGAUAUCAACUACUCAUAUCAUAUAUGUUUAUUUGUGACAAAUCUUUUAAUUCUGAAAUCAUAAUGAGAACUUCCUUUUCUUGCAAGUUUUCUAAAUUAAACAGCAUUAUGAUAUUUAAAACUAGUAUCGAUUGAGUAACAGAAAAUAUAAUUUUAUUACAAUAAUUUUAUUGUUAUCAGCAGUCAAUGUAAAAUUUGUUCUAUUACUAUAGUAUCAUUAGGAAUAGUUGUAGGUAUAUAUAAUUUUGCACUGAAAUGAUUAGAAUUGCGUGGCCAUAGAUUAUUUAAAAUGAAUAAUGAAUUUUACACUGACAAGGCGGAUAUUUCUGCUUGUUAAUAAAAGUUCAUAUUAAACGCAAAACCAUCAGGGUUCCAAAUGUUCCAAUCAACCUGCUACGUACUUACUGGGUAUAUCAUUGAAUAUAUUUAAGCUGGGGGCCUAUUCGACACUUCAGAAUGACAGGUUAUGCCAUGGACGCAAUAUGCUACUUUAGUCCCUUUAGUGUGAAUUUAUAAGAGAAAAAUUAGUGGCGUGUCACGACCUGUCACUUAGAUAUGUACCUAAUUCGAAUAGUCCCCUUGAUCUAUCACAGUGUCGGAAUGUCUGUUUGAUCCUUGUCAAGACGUUAAUAAUUUUAACUCUUACUUUUAUAUUAUAUUCAUUAUUUCAAUAAUCAUUAAAUGUUGUUGUAUUAAUCAACGAUUAAUGCUGUGUAAUUUUCAUAAGCUUCUAAUAUAUUUAAAACUUGAAUUAGGUAAUUCUACGUUCACUAUCACAUGUUUAUGGAUCCGUGUCUAGUUAUAAUUUCAAGCUAGCAAGUGUAGUGCUUAGAUUGUAAAUGUGAAAUAACUUAUAUAGAUUGAGCAAUAAAGUGAUUCACCCACACACGAA
Molecule: messenger RNA, 4511 nt
Organism: Cydia strobilella
Lineage: Eukaryota; Metazoa; Arthropoda; Insecta; Lepidoptera; Tortricidae
Gene: tau
Product: microtubule-associated protein 4
Exons: 9
Coding region: 256-2598 (780 amino acids)
Biological process (GO): microtubule cytoskeleton organization; neuron projection development
Cellular component (GO): neuron projection
Molecular function (GO): microtubule binding
Source: RefSeq, a predicted model, not a curated record